UGUCCUAACAAACAAUCUCUGCUGGAUUUGUCUGGAAGACCAUUCUCAAUUUAACGUUCAAGAAUGGAGGAAAGCCUAAUUUUAGGUCGUUCUUAUAACAGACUGACUAACAGUCAGGGGGAAACCACUGAAAAUGAGCUCCAUCUUCACUCCCAUCAAGAGACCCAAGUGACUCUGUCGACAGUGACACCUGAAUCAAGCAUGAAUCAUUACAAACUGCUCAAAGCCAGCCUAGCAGUGCUCGCAAUCAUCCUGCUAGUGGCUAAUAUUGGCCUGGGAGUGUACUAUAACAAACUUACUGAUAACAAUAUAGUAAGAGACAUCAGCGGUGAGAUAACCAAACUACAGGCUUCUUAUGACGCUGCAGUGCAAAGCAGGGAUCGGGCCAAGAAACAGCUGGCGAUGGAGAUCAGCGAGCAGCAAAUCACCAAGUGGGAACUCGAACACCAGAGCCUUAGAUUCAAAGAGUAUGAAAAGCAGGUUGGAAAGAUGCAGAUGGACAUUGCAACGUUGAAAUCCCUACUACCGAUAAUAAAGGAGGGGUGCAGACACUGUUUGCCUGGAUGGGCUUUCAUAAGCUCAAGCUGCUAUUACUUCCCAUUUUCUGACACAUUUUACCGCACAUCGUGGAACGAGGCCCGGCAAACCUGCAGGAGGCUAGGAGGUGACUUGGCAAUUAUAAACAGCAGAGAGAAGCAUCUUGGAAUAACUAAGUUGAUAAGCACUAAUCAAGACUCCGCAACACCAAUGUUCCAGAGUGGUUUCUGGAUUGGACUGAGAGAUGUGGAAGAGGAAGGUGUUUGGAAAUGGCUGGAUGGGACCAGACUGACUGAGGGGUUCUGGAACAUCGGUGAGCCAAACAACCAAAACAACGAGGACUGUGUAGCUGUGUAUCCUAAAAGCAACCCAUUCUUGUCAUGGAAUGAUGCACCGUGCAAUUACAACCUGAAGUGGAUUUGUGAAAUGGCACCAAUAGCUUUGUGAUAACAAAAUCAUCCUGUUGAAAGUCCUGGGUUUAUUUGGCGAAGCAACAAAUGAACUCCACCACAGUGACUCUGUUGUUUCUUUAUUGUUCACCCUGCGGCAAGAAAGACCUAACUACAAAAAACUUUCUCUUAAAAUACUUUCCUAUAUAUUACGUUUUUGUAUAACAACAAAUAUUUGACUCCAUAUAUAUAUACAUAUAUAUAUAUAUAUAUAUAUACAUAUAUAUAUAUAUAUAUAUACAUAUAUAUAUAUAUAUAUAUAUAUAUACAUAUAUAUAUAUAUAUAUAUAUAUAUAGAGAGAGAUAGAGAGAGAGAGAGAGAGAGAGAGGGAGAGAGAGAGAGAGGGAGAGCAAUAUGGAAAUUUGCAGUUAAUUUUACAAUUGUAAAAUUUACAAACAAUUGAGUGAAAUAAAAAUAAAGAGAUAAGUGUCUUUCUGUACAUGUCUACAAUACAACUGAGUGGAAUUUUGAGGUUAUAUCAUCAUAGAAAACAAUGUUUGGAUUCAACUUGUGCAACAUUUUUGUAAGAAACACCUAAUAUAUAUUUCGCAAGGUACAGUACAUAUCUCAUGCUGCUGAUUUAUUCCUUAAGUCUGGAUUUUGAGUUACUGAUCUAUUAAAUGAAAACACAAAAAUACAAA
Girardinichthys multiradiatus is the source of this 1628-nucleotide messenger RNA. RefSeq names its product CD209 antigen-like. The coding region runs from base 64 to 984 and encodes 306 amino acids. The record is from RefSeq and is a predicted model, not a curated record. NCBI's taxonomy places the organism in Eukaryota, Metazoa, Chordata, Actinopteri, Cyprinodontiformes, Goodeidae. The transcript is spliced from 6 exons.